Molecule: messenger RNA, 2492 nt
Organism: Linepithema humile (Argentine ant)
Lineage: Eukaryota; Metazoa; Arthropoda; Insecta; Hymenoptera; Formicidae
Product: carboxylic ester hydrolase
Source: RefSeq, a predicted model, not a curated record
CUAAGUAUUAUAUAAUUACAAAAUAUGUACUCAUAUCAGUCGCUACAUUAUACGACAAAUGCAAAUUUAUAAAUUGAAUAUCUUUGCCAUUCUAAGGUUACGUUCGAAAACGUUACUCUUGAAUCACACUGACUCCCCUUGCUUUUUCGGCGAGUGGUUUCGUGGCACACUGGUGGUACUCGUUCAACGUUUUCGAACGAUUCACCCGAAUGCACAUUAAGUACCACUAACGUGUUUCCGAACGGUUAUUGUGUGUUGGUGUGCACACAGUGUGUGUUUCCGAACGCAACCAUAAUCGUGAAGUUCAUUCUACGUACGAAUAGCGCAUUUGACAAAGAAAAACAUACUAAUUAACAUAAUCCGAGAAGGCAUGAAUAACGAAGAAAGAGUCGAUCAAAAGAAAUCGUUGAACUAGAAGGGAUUUGAGCUCAUAAAGUGUGACGUCACUAUAUUGAUAUUAUCAUCAAGCCAGGAGAAACUCUAUCGCAACAGUCUUGAUUCUACCUUCGUGAAACGAACACGUUCUCCGAACGCCUAUGAAUGAGAAAAUCCGUACAGUAUAUCUUUUUAAUAUAUCAGUUCAUUACUUUUCCAAACAUUAAAAUUUUUGAAAUGUGGAAGUAUCGAAAUAGCCUAUUUAUCCAAUUAUGCUGCAUUUGUCUCUUUGCGUUUAAUGCAAAUGGUGCACCAGUUGUAACAAUAUCAAAUGGCACAUUAGUGGGUACAAUUAUGUACACCAGACUUGGAAGAGAAAUAAAUACAUACCGAAGCAUUCCCUAUGCUGCUCCGCCGGUUGGAGAACUUCGAUUCAAGCCACCACAACCUGCGUCCGCCUGGAAUGGUAUACUACAGGCCGUGCAAGAUGCUCAGGAGUGCACGCAACGUAAUGUCUUCCUAUACAUGGAGGACAUUAUCGGUGAUGAAGAUUGCCUUUACCUAAACGUCUACACGCCAAGCUUUACAGAAUCCCCUGAAAAAUCGACAUUUGCUCGAUAUCCGGUCAUGUUUUAUGUCCACGGUGGCGGAUUUCUCGGUGGGGGCAGCCACUCUGCUUUUCACGGACCCAGAUUCCUAUUGGAUCAAGAUAUUAUCCUCGUCACUGUGAAUUAUCGACUUGGACCAUUGGGUUUCUUAAGUACGGAGGAUUUAGAAUGUCCAGGAAAUCUAGGAUUGAAAGAUCAGCAGCAAGCCCUGCGAUGGGUGCAGGAGAACAUUGCACAUUUUGGCGGUGAUCCAAACAGAGUGACUAUCUUUGGUAACAGUGCAGGCGGUGCAAGUGUUCAUUAUCAUAUGGUCAGUCCUCUUUCAGAAGGUCUCUUCCAUCGUGGCAUUUCACAGAGCGGUACCUUUUAUUGUCCAUGGACUUUAACACCACCAGGAACUGCGAAGAAGAAUGCUAAAAUCUUAGGCAGUCAUCUAAACUGUAAAACCCAAGAUUCCAAAGAAUUCAUUGAAUGUCUGCGCACAAAGACUGCAAAGGAGAUUAUUGGCACUGAUCACAUUUUCCAGCAAUUCGGUUACUGUCCGUUAAUACCUUUCAGACCAGUAAUCGAACCCAAACAUCCAGGUGCUUUUAUAACAGAAGAUCCUGUAAUCUCUGUGCGAGAAGGUCGUCUCGCUGAUGUACCUUGGAUGACAGGGAUCACUUCGGAGGAAGGAUCUCUCAAAGUACCCGGUAUUUAUGGAGGAAACUUGGUUAAAAGACUAAAUGAUGACUUCAUAAAUAUCGCGCCUAUAAGCUUAUUGUUUCAAGAAAAAUAUCGCCUUCAUGAUAAAAAAGUCACAGAUGAGAUAAGCAGCACCAUCCGCAAAUAUUACUUUGGUCAUGACGACAUCGACGAAUCCGACAAAGCCAGAUUCAAUGCUAUCAAUAUGUACAGCGAUGCAUGGUUUAGUCACUGUGCUCACACGGCCGUGCGAGACUUUAUUGUGAAUCAAACUUCGCCACUCUAUUAUUAUUACUUCGCGUACAGAGGAAGCGCAUCCUUGAGUUCGAUAUUCGGUGAUUCCAACAAAAAUUAUGGAGUAGCACAUGCGGAUGAAUUGCAGUAUCUGUUUCCUCAGGAUUUUUUGUUCAAAGACUUGAAAUUGACUGAAGAUGAUAAUAAGAUGGUCGAUAUUUUAACAACUAUGUGGUACAAUUUUGCAAAAUCCGGAAAUCCAACACCAAAAAUUACAAAGUUAAUUCCCUUGAAGUGGAAGCCGGUGAAAACAAAUGACUCACCGGAAUAUUUGCAUAUAAAAAGCAAGGGUAUUUUUGUAGAAAAUAAUCUUCUGUCGGACAGAAUGACAUUUUGGGAUACCUUAGCAGAUCGGAUGAUAGCCAUUGGUGAAAUUUCUAAGACUUCUAAAGAUGAAUUGUAAUUUACAUUUGCAUAAAUCAAUUGCAAAAAUUCUUUAAAUAUCGCCAAAAGAUCAAAGGGCUGAGAUUUUUAAGAUUAUCUUUUUUUUUAUUAUCUUUUUAAUCAUUUUUUUAAUUUUUAUAUAAGAUU